Gavialis gangeticus (Gharial) is the source of this 1979-nucleotide messenger RNA. RefSeq names its product RAN binding protein 3 (gene RANBP3). Gene Ontology annotation, cellular component: cytoplasm; nuclear pore. Bases 79 to 1848 code for a protein of 589 amino acids. Gene Ontology annotation, biological process: protein export from nucleus. The record is from RefSeq and is a predicted model, not a curated record. Lineage: Eukaryota; Metazoa; Chordata; Crocodylia; Gavialidae. The transcript has 18 exons. Gene Ontology annotation, molecular function: GTPase activator activity.
CGUCACGCCGCCGCGUCCGCUGUUAGCUGGGGGCCGUCCGGCCGCGCAGUGCAAUGUGGGAGUGAUUAAGGAAGUAAAAUGGCGGAUCUGGCGAACGAAGAAAAGCCUGCCAUUGCUCCACCUGUCUUUGUAUUUCAGAAGGAUAAAGCACAGAAGUCCUCUGCAGAGCAAAAAGGUUUGUCGGAUUCAGGAGAGGACCCACAGGGAGAGGCUGAGUCCCCCCACCGUGGUCUGGGUCACACAGAAUCAGCUGGUGAGCGCGACUUUGAGCUUCCUGCUCCCACUGUUGCCUCAGCCAGUGCUACUUUGAUUCCUGCUUCUGAAGCCCAGCUUGCUCCUAUUCAACAAGAACUGGCAGGGAGGUCAGCAGAUGGUUCAAGUCCAGAAGAUGGAGAAGAUUCGGAUCAUGAGGAUGGAAGUUACUGUCCUCCAGUAAAGCGGGAAAGAACUUCAUCUUUAACACAGUUUCCUCCUUCACAGUCAGUAACAAAGAACAAUGUCUUUAUGCCAUCAAGCUUCUGUGAACCCUCUACAGGAAAUUCUGACUCAGAACCAGAGGAAAAGAGCAGUGGAUUCCGACUGAAACCGCCAACACUUAUCCAUGGUCAGGCACCCAGUGCAGGCCUCCCAAGCCAGAAACCGAAAGAACAGCAACGAAGCGUACUGCGUCCUGCAGUAUUACAAGCACCGCAGCCAAAGGCUUUCUCACAAAUGGUUCCAAGCAGUGGGACCAAUGGUAUAAACGCCCCGCCAGAUUCUGGAGUGGCAGCUCCAUCAGAAUUAUUAAUCAGCACAACAGUGAAAAGAUCAGACUCUGAAGACAAGGUGAGAGAGUGCCAGAAAAAAGAGCUGAACAGUACUACAGAGGAUGAUAAUUACGAGAAGCCAGAGCAAAAUGCACAGCAAGCAUUUGUGUUUGGGCAGAAUUUGAGAGACCGAGUUAAGUUAGGAGAUGAAAGUGAUGAAACAGUUGAAGUACAGAUUGCAGGACUUCCAAGUUCAGACCCUCCAUCUGCAACAAAUUACUUUCUUCAGUACAUCAGUUCCAGUUUAGAGAAUUCUACAAACAGUGCCGAUCCAUCCAGCAACAAAUUUGUUUUUGGACAGAACAUGAGUGAGAGAGUGUUGAGCCCACCAAAAUCAAAUGAUGGUGGUACAGACAGUAACAAGGAGAAUGCUGCUUCAGAAUCUGGCUCUGAAUCUUCUUCACAGGAAGCAACUCCAGAAAAAGUUAAUAAUAUUUCAGAAUCGCUGGCAGAGUCUGCAGCAGCCUAUACCAAAGCAACUGCAAGGAAAUGUUUGUUGGAGAAGGUAGAAGUGAUCACUGGGGAGGAAGCAGAGAGUAAUGUUUUACAGAUUCAAUGCAAAUUGUUUGUGUUUGAUAAGAAUUCUCAGUCUUGGGUGGAAAGAGGUAGAGGACUUCUAAGACUUAAUGAUAUGGCAUCAACGGAUGAUGGGACGUUACAAUCUCGGCUGGUAAUGCGGACUCAGGGGAGUCUCAGAUUAAUCUUGAACACCAAGCUCUGGGCCCAGAUGCAGAUUGACAAAGCCAGUGAAAAAAGUAUCCGAAUCACAGCCAUGGAUACAGAGGACCAGGGUGUCAAAGUUUUUCUUAUAUCGGCAAGUUCUAAAGAUACAGGACAGCUGUAUGCUGCAUUACACCAUCGGAUCUUGGCUCUGCGGAGUAGAGUGGAACAAGAGCAGGAAGCCAAGAGCACAGCACCUGAACCAGAAGUAUCACAGUCGAAUGAGGAAGAUAGUGAUGAUGAUGAUGUCAUUACUCCUUCAGGAUCAGCUGGAAGUGGUCCUAAUGAUGAAGGAGAUGGGCAGAAUGUUGGCAGCACAUAGCUGUGAGCUUGUCUGCUUGCAAGGCUGCUGUGAACAUAUUCUUGCAGGCACCUUUCUGGAUAACCCAAGCCAGCUAUUGUUACAGGCAGCGUUGAAACCGCCAGAACUUAGGAACCGUGCAUCCCUGUUCA